Egretta garzetta (little egret) is the source of this 3742-nucleotide messenger RNA. RefSeq names its product family with sequence similarity 214 member B (gene ATOSB). The coding region runs from base 1712 to 3460 and encodes 582 amino acids. The record is from RefSeq and is a predicted model, not a curated record. The transcript is spliced from 14 exons. Lineage: Eukaryota; Metazoa; Chordata; Aves; Pelecaniformes; Ardeidae.
UGUGGGGGGACGACGUGUACCCACCCAAAAUCUGCAGCUGGAGACCUGGUGGGGUUUUCAAGCGUUUUGCUGCAGCCAAGGCGCCCGAUUUCCACAGGAAAGCACGAGGGCGGUGCGCAGCUACCCCUGGCAGACCCAGAUGUAACAUUUAGAGAGCGGCCGUGUGUUAGGGAUGGCGGAGGGGGUGGCUGCGGGAUGGGAGCUGGGGCUUGCUCACAGCCCACCGGUGAACGUGACCCAUCAGGUGACGUGUACAAGGGACAUAGACUUAUCUCCGGGGUUUCCAGCCUUCUGUUUGUUUUUUGGUUUUUUUUUUGUUUUUUUUUUUUAAGGAAGGAGCAUGAAGCUUGCUGCUGCUGUGGUUAGUGUGUGGUGGAGGAAUGCUGUGCCGUGUCUUAGGGUAUUUCAAAAGUCGCUUCUACUCGGUGCCUUUUUAAAAAGCAGCACACAAGCAAAGAUCUGCUUAUGGACUUGUCCUCCUCUGCCUGAACUGUGUCCAUUACCCUCAGCAAAGAUUCUCAGCAAACUCGGUAACGCAUGCAGAAGAGUCCUCAGCUGGUUGUGAAUCCUGAAUGAAGAGCAGCUGAGCUCACAUGCCCUGUGUUUCAGUGAGCUUUUUCAGGACUGGCUGGUGGUUUGCAGUCAUACUCGCCUGUGUUGUGGCCUGGACAACCCCCCAGCUCAGCAGCAUGAUGGUAGAACAAUACUUGGAUGGGAAGCCUUCAAAGGAGUCCUGUGUACUGCGAAAAGUGCAUUUAGUGAUUCAGCGGGAAGUGCUUUUUAGUAACGAAUCCAUGUCCUGGGCCAGGGCUGAUGUCAACCCUGUCAUUCUUCUUGUUGGAAGUGAAAAACGAUGCAAAGCCCUUUAUGUGAGAGCUGAGAUGACCCAAGAAAGCCGGAACAAGCAACCCCAAGACUACGCUGCGGGUGGUGACAGCUGAGAGCUGCCUUUCCCAUCUGCUUCAGCCCUCCACCAAGGAACCAUUUCAGCAGAAGCAUCAACCUCAUGUACUUCUUGCUGCUUGGCAUCCACAUUGAGAAGGCCUGAACUUCUCCACUUGUCGUUGCCCCAAAUCGUCUCUUCUCAUCCUGCACUCUGGCAUCACCUGUGCUACAGAAGCAUGCCACCGACGUAAAGAUAUCAAAGCCGCAGUGCCAGUGGAUUAUGACCGCAGGGGAGCUGUGUUGCAUCUGCAAAUCUCCGUCGUGCAUCAAGGGCACAUCUAAGCAGAGCCGCUGCACAGACUGAAGAGCUGGAGAGGACGGUGCAGAGGUUUGGAGGCACACCGUGAUGGUGGGAGCCAUUCCACGGCAGCCAUGCCGCUUCUGGGGGAUGCCCAUCUGGCAGGUGUCUACAGCUAGUUGUGCCAACGACCGCCUGCUGUGGGACAGGGAAGUUAAUCCGGAGUACAGUGGGGUUCUGCUGCAGAGGGACAGAACCUCAUGUGUUCCAGUUUGUGCCCAUUGCCUCUUGUCCUGUCACUGGACACCAAUGGAAAGAGCCUGGCUUCUUCUUCUUUGCAUCCCUUCAGAUGCGGCACUGCAGUGCACCCCAUAGCGGAGGGCUCACCCGGACGUCCUGAGCAAGGGGGGUCCAGCUCCCACCCCCUGCCCUCGCACCCUGACCUGUAGCACUUUACAGUCCCCCUUCUGCUGCUGCAUGGGCUGUUCUGACUCCGGCUCCACUCGGAGUCCAGGCAAGUAAGGCUCCAUGCGGCACAUCCACGCGGAGACGUCCCUGCCCCCGGAGCACACCACGGACCCCAGCCUGUCCCGGCCCAGCGGAGAGGCACCCUUGGAGCCUUCCUCCCAGCACUGCACCCACCGUGGCAUCCUGAUGGGCUACAACGAGACAGAGAUCAAGCGCCAGAAGGUUUACCAGGUCUCCAUCUUCUCCCAUCUCUCCAGCUCCUCCGAGAGCACGGAGCAGCGGGCAGGCAGCCGGACAGCCGUCAAGAGGGGUUACCCUGAGCAGCGAACUCCGGAGGGGGGGCGAGAUCCGAAACGAACUCACUGGGGUGGGGGGGUGGUGGACAGCAAACGUGAUGGGGGCCCUGGGCAGGCUUCCCUGGACGAUGAUGAUACCUUCGAGGAUGGUCUGCUGGUGGGAGAACUAUCCCUGUGCGGCUCUGCCCAGCACUUCUCCCACAGUGGGCUGCGGGUGGUGGAGCACCGGUGUGAGGGCAGCCCCAGCCCCAGCCCCAAGGCCAGCAGAGAAGACAAGUCGCAGGAUGUCUCCUCUUCUUCCUGGCCCCAGCACAUUGCUUGCAGUACUUUGCACACGAGAGACAGUUGUCCUGUCUCACCAGGGGAUCAGCCCACUUAUCGUGGGGAGAAUGGGGAGCAGGCAAGUGGCCACAACUUACUUCACCUUGAUUUGCACAAUAUUGCACAAAAAGCCCAGAUGGACUCUGGUGGGAAGAGAGAGAAGCCAGGGAGCAGCCCAGCUCACAGCAGCAAGGCUAGCGGAGAAGAGGAAUGGCCAGUGGUGGCCAACGGGCACAAGGAGCCCCCAGCUCCGCAGACGGCACUCAGCCCUGCCAAAAGGAUGCUGCUGCCUGCUGGUGAGGUUGUGACCGACUCCUGCUCUGAGGACGAGAGCCUGUCCCCACCGCCAAGGAAGAGGGUCCUGCCGUGCCAUCCAGUGCCCACGGCCUGCCGCAGCACCGAUGCCAAGGGGGCCCCGUUCUGGAAUCACCUGCUUCCCACAGCCAAGAGCUCUGCGGAUUGCACUGCGGUCGGGAGGAGGCUGAAGAGCGGGCUGCGCCUCAAAUCGCGACAUCUCCGGAGCAGCCUUCGGAGGGGUACAAGGUCCUCUGCAGCACCCUGGACCACCACCACCGUCAGCCAUGCUCUGCUGGGCAACUUUGAGGAGUCCAUCCUGAAAGGACGCUUUGCGCCAUCAGGGAGGAUUGAGGGGUUCACGGCAGAGAUCGGUGCCAGCGGCUCCUACUGCCCCCAGCAUGCCACCCUGCCUGUUGACGUCACCUACUUCGACAUCUCCGAACACAGCGUGCCCUCGCCUUUCCUGGGAGUGAUUGACUUGGAGGCCUUGGGAAAGAAGGGUUACAGUGUCCCCAAAGCUGGAACCAUCCAAGUGACCUUAUUUAACCCCAACAAGACUGUGGUGAAGAUGUUCUUGGUGACAUACGACUUCCAGGACAUGCCAGCCAACCACAUGACCUUCCUACGCCAUCGCAUCUUUCUGGUGCCUGUGGGGGAGGAGGAAGGGGCCACUGUCCCUGCCAGUGACCCACCGGGCUCCGGCCCACCUCGCAGGGUCCUCUGCUACCUGAUGCACCUAAGGUUUCACAGCUCCAAGUCGGGGAAGAUCUACCUUCACGAUGACAUCCGGCUGCUUUUCUCUCGCAAGUCGAUUGAGGUUGACUCGGGGAUUCCCUACGAACUGAAAUCCUUCACGGAGAUGCCGAGGAACCCCUGCUACUCACCCCGGGCCUGACCUCCUCCAUCCCCCAGGGCCACCGGGAAGCCUCCAGCCCAGCACUUUGGGGAGAGAUGAGUAAAGGGCCAGCAAGCAAGCACUGCCUUGGAGUAUUGCCCUCCCUGCGCACCCCCGUCCCCCCGAGCAGCACGGACACUGUGCCCGUGCCCUGCAGCAGGGCUGGGAUCACCAACGGGGCUUCACCAGGAAGGGCGGGGGCCGGAGAGCAACCUCGGCACUCCAGGGACAUGCCCAAGCCUUCUGCCGGUGCUGCUCCCAGCUUAGAGACUUGGCUGUAGC